CAUGCUGACAGCGGCUGAUCGUUUCUGCUGGCGGCGAAGACACAGAGGAGUCCUGCUGUAAUUACUCCGAGCAGACAAAGUAAGAACUAACCGUUAUUAGUCCGCUGUUUGACAGCAGCGCCGCUUUGCGUCACAUUUAUCAUCGUAACCGCAGACAAAAUGUCCCUCCGCUACCACGACAAAGUGGCUGUUGUCACAGGAGGAUCCAAAGGGAUUGGCAGAGGGAUUGUCAGAGUGUUUGUGGAAAACGGAGCCAAAGUGGCGUUUUGUGGAAGAGAAAGUGCAGCAGGUGAAGCUUUAGAGGCGGAACUUAACAAGACCGGACCAGGCUCGUGCAAGUUUGUCAGAAAUGACAUCUCCAAGGAAGAAGACAUAAAGAGGCUGAUUGCAGUCACAGUGGAGCAGUUUGGUCACAUCGACUGCCUGGUCAACAACGCAGGCUGGCACCCUCCUCAUAAACCCACUGACGACACCACAGCAGAGGAGUUCAGAGACUUGUUGAAUCUGAACCUCGUCAGCUACUUUUUGACAUCUAAAUAUGUGUUACCCUACCUACGAGAGCGCCAAGGAAACAUCAUCAAUAUUUCCAGUCUUGUGGGAACUAUCGGUCAGAAAGAUGCUGCGCCGUAUGUUGCCACAAAGGGGGCGAUCAUUUCCAUGACAAAGGCAAUGGCAGUGGAUGAGAGUCGCUACAAUGUGAGAGUCAACUGCAUUUCACCAGGUAACGUGAUGACACCUCUGUGGGAGCAACUAGCAGCACAGACACCAGAUGCAGCUGCCACCAUUAAAAUGGGGGAAAAUGCUCAGCUCAUGGGUCGAAUGGGGACUGAGGCUGAGUGUGGACUGGCUGCUUUAUAUCUCGCUGCCGAGGCCACUUUCUGCACCGGGAUUGACCUGCUGCUCAGUGGAGGAGCUGAACUGAACUACGGCUUCAAGAGUCAGAUCCAGUCCUCACAAUCCUGAGUGUCCUUGUGGCGGAGAUAUGUGCAAAUGUGCUGGUUACAUGACUAAAAUGAAUACUAAAUAAUUUUGGAUAUAAGGAAAGAAAUUAUGUUAAUUGAUUUCAACUAGCUUGGUGCUUGAAGUUGAAAAUUUAAAGCUUAGAAUUUUGGCAUCCUAACUUUGUAACUGGACCUGCACCACUCCCCUAUGAUUAGCCAAUCAGCACUAGCCUCUCUGACCUAUAAUAACCUGCUUUCGCCUACCCCAAUCAGAGGUUUGGUUUUUUUUUCUUUUCUUUUUUUUCUCUUCCCUCAUGCUUCCAAGGACUUCCUGAAUGAGACUGCUGGCCAAUAAAAC
This is a messenger RNA of Pelmatolapia mariae (spotted tilapia), 1299 nucleotides long. RefSeq names its product hydroxysteroid (17-beta) dehydrogenase 14 (gene hsd17b14). The transcript is spliced from 9 exons. The record is from RefSeq and is a predicted model, not a curated record. Gene Ontology annotation, cellular component: cytosol. Gene Ontology annotation, biological process: steroid catabolic process. Lineage: Eukaryota; Metazoa; Chordata; Actinopteri; Cichliformes; Cichlidae. Gene Ontology annotation, molecular function: estradiol 17-beta-dehydrogenase [NAD(P)+] activity. The coding region runs from base 160 to 963 and encodes 267 amino acids.